Naegleria fowleri is the source of this 3951-nucleotide messenger RNA. RefSeq lists its product as uncharacterized. Bases 1 to 3951 code for a protein of 1316 amino acids. Lineage: Eukaryota; Heterolobosea; Eutetramitea; Acrasida; Naegleriidae. The record is from RefSeq and is a predicted model, not a curated record. The transcript is spliced from 2 exons. Gene Ontology annotation, molecular function: ATP binding; P-type transmembrane transporter activity; ATP hydrolysis activity. Gene Ontology annotation, cellular component: membrane.
AUGCAACGAAUAAUCUCACAGGAUGAUUCCGAUGCGAUGGUUGAGCCAGUAACACAGAGAGGAACAGCCGCAACAACAACAACAACAUCAGGAACAACACUACCCUAUUCUCAUCAUGAACUACCAUUUCUCUCCAUCAAAAAUCCUUCAGCAUCAUCAGGCAAAUACUUUGAAAUUGAAUUGGGAGAGGAUGAUUAUAUUAAUGAUAUUCAUUCUCCAGCCAUGUUCAAACCUCCGACACCCAUCAGUCCGACCAGUAGUUUUGGCUCUACCAGUGCAAAACAAUUAUUUAAUGGACAAGUGAAGAAACAACAAUCCACUACGUUACAGGCAAUAUUGAAUGAAUAUUGCGACUUGACAAUGUCGUCAUCCACAGCUUCUUUGGAAGAGGCUUCAGAAGUAGAUGAUGAAAAUUGUAAAUAUGUGCACGAAAUUGCAUCCAUCAGAGGAUUGAGACAUCAAUUUUAUUUGGAACUUGUAUUUUGGAUUUUAGUAGCGUCAACUGCUGGUUUGUUGCUUAUCUGUUGUCGAUGGAUUAAGUGGAUGAGAGCGUAUUUAACUUAUACUUACAGCAACAAUAGAGGAGAAUCUUUUGAAAAUGCCACAAAAGUAAUUAUUGAGUCCAAAGAUCUUAGAGAGUGGACAAUAUGUAAAAUCAAAAAAGGCUACAUUAGAAAUUAUGACUCUGAUCAGCGAGUUUCAAUAGAACCUAUUAGAAUUAGAUACUUUUUGUACAGAAAUUUAGUAUUUAUUUAUGAUCCUGACUUGGAUAGUUUUCAUAGAGUUCGGUUUAACACUUCCCUUCCAUACUCUAAAAUUCACAAAAUGGCAGAACAAGAGGCAGAAAAUGAAAGAGAUUUGAGAGAAUUAUUAUUUGGAAAAAAUUCAACACAAGUUCCAAUGAAAUCAAUGAUACAGAUUCUCCUUGACGAAAUUUUGCAUCCAUUUUACCUGUUCCAAAUAUUAAUAUUGGUACUUUGGUUUAUCGAGAGGUAUUAUAUUUAUUGUAUUACGAUUAGUGUAGUAUCCUUAAUUGCUGUAUUUUUCAGUUUUUGGAGGACGCACGAUAAUCUGAAAAAGUUGAAAGAAAUGACCUCAUAUCACUGUUAUGUGAAUCGUCUCACUCAAAGAGCUCCUUCAUCAUUCAACAGAACUAUUUAUUCAGAAGACCAUACCAAAAAGAAUGAAGAAAUUGAAACUAUGGACUCUUUAGAUCUAACUCCAGGAGAUAUUAUUGAAAUUACAAAUGGUAUGGUCAUGCCGUGUGACGUGAUCUUGUUAGGUGGACAGCUUAUUGUCAACGAGUCUAAACUUACCGGUGACAGCAUUCCUGUCAAGAAACGUGCAUUACCUCGAGUGGAUGAUAUCAUUUAUGAUGCAUCCAGGGAUUCAACGUAUACAGUGUACUCAGGAACCACAGUUCUUUCUUCACAGCCAUCACAAAGUGGCCUCUUCGCUAACAAAUGUUAUGGCAUUGUAAGUCAAACUGGCUUCCACACUCAGAAGGGAAAAUUAAUCCUCUCCAUCCUCUACCCAAAGACUGGAGUGUUUAAUAUUUAUAGAGACUCUUUCAAAUUUCUUUUUGUGCUGGUAUUUUCUGGAUUUAUUGGAAUGUUAGCCACAAUUAUUACCAUGGUUAAAGCAGGACAACCAAGUGGUAAUAUUAUUCUUCAUGUUUUAGACAUUAUCUCCAUUACUGUUCCUCCAUCAUUGCCUAUUGCAAUGACCACUACCGUGACAUUCACAAUGAGACGACUCGCCAAACGAAGAAUUUUUUGUACCUCUCCUGCACGAGUGAAUAUUUCUGGUUAUGUGAAGAUUGUAAUUUUUGACAAAACAAACACCUUAACAAGGAGAGACAUUGAUGUGAAUGGAAUAAUACCAUCACAGAAAGGAAGUUUUGAACAUUAUGUCAAGAAAAAAGAUUUCACAACAGCAUUUUCGGCUGAUCAUGCAUUACUACGCUGUCUUGCAUGUUGCAAUGAUUUAUCUCGUAUCAAGACAAAUCUUGUUGGAGAUCCUCUGGAUAUUGCUUUAUUUCGAUCUACUAAUUGGGACAUACAGGAAUAUUCUGAAGCAGUAACAAAACAUACUUUAUUAUACCCACAUCGAAAUAUGCAGCAGGAAAAAAACCGAGAUGACUCAUUUUCUCGAAUCAUGGUUAAUGAAUUUAAGAGUAGCCUUCAACGAAUGUCCGUAAUGGUACGAGACAAUACCACUGGGGAUGUAUGGUGCUUUGUAAAAGGAAGCGCGGAAUCCAUUAAAUCCAUUUCCAAGCCCUCUAGCAUUCCUGGAGACUUUAACAUUGUGCUUCGAAAGUAUGCACAAAAAGGAUAUCGAAUUUUGGCUUGUGGAGUUAAGAAAAUGAACGAAGAAAGUAUUUCCUCGCAAAAGUCUAUUUCCCGAGAAGAAAUUGAGAGUGAUCUAGAAUUUGUCGGACUCGCACUUGUGGAAAAUAAGGUCAAAAAAGGAGCAUUUAAAGCUGUUAAAACGCUUACUGAUUGCAACAUCAAAUGCAUAAUGGUCACAGGCGAUAAUCCAUACACAUCCAUCACUAUUGGAAAGAAAUCUCAUAUCAUUGAAAGUAGAAAAGCAAUCUUUCUAAGUGAAUUGAAAGAAAAUAGUGAUAAGACCAUUCCACACACCACAAAUUAUUCACAAAAUAUUUUUUGGAGAAAUGUGGACACGAACCACAAAAUUUCAACACAAGAACUUCUCACCAUGCAAAACAUUGAGCUAGUCAUUACAGGAGAAGUAUUCGAAUAUGUCUUAAAAGAACAUCGAAAAUUUGUGAAAAGCAAUCGAAGAGAGCCAUACAUUAACACGAAAAAACCAUCUUUAUUGCAUGUGAUUGUAACUUCAUGCAACAUAUACUCCAGAUUUUCACCAUACAAUAAGAAGAUUUUAGUUGAGGAAUUACAAAAGAUGGGUUAUGAUGUUGGAAUGGUUGGAGAUGGAUCUAAUGAUUUGUUUGCUUUACAAACUGCUCACACUGGAAUUUCUUUAGCAGACACAGAGACAUCCAUUGCAGCUCCUUUCACAAGUCUUAAACCGAGAGUCUCUUCGAUUGUGACUCUAAUUCGUGAAGGAAGAGCAAGUUUAUUAACUUUCUUUCAAAUAUUCAAAUUUACUGCACUCUACGCAAUUACUAGAAUCAUUACUGUACAAAUAUUGUUGCAACGUAAUUGCAAUCUCAGCAAUUUUCAAUAUUUGUAUAUUGAUUUAUUUGUUAUUUUACCAACGACACUAUUGAUGACACGAACAGAUGCAAGUUUAGCAUUGAAGAGAGAAAAGCCUCCCAAUACGCUCAUAUCUAGAUUUAUUUUCUUGUCACUUUUAGGACACGUUUUACUAGCUGCUGGAUUUUUGUGGAUGGUAUGGACAGAAAUUGAGAAAGAACCUUGGUUUCAUGGAACGACAGAAAUCAAAUUUAAAAUCUAUAGAGAUAUUCCUUUGAGAUCCUAUGAAGCGACGAUCAUGUUUUUCAUUUGCACAUUCUGCAUUAUCAAUAUUGCUAUCUGUAUGAGUAUUAGUAAGCCAUUCAAGUUACCAAUUAUCACAAACAAUUUUACCUUUACCUUCUUUAUUAUUGUUCUGUAUUUGAUGACCGCUUAUCUGCUGUUCUUACCCACACAAUGGAUGAGAAAUACUGUGAAAUUGAUUGCUUUUCCACUCUACUACAAGGUUAGAAUCGUCAUGUAUUCACUGGGACAUCUUGCUAUUAGCUAUUGUUGGGAAAUGAUGUUAAUUGUGAGUCCAACCAGAAGACUCAUCAAGAAAUUUACACUCCUUAAUUUGUUGUUGCUGUGCAAUAGAAUUCUGAAGGUUCUUAAAAUUCCAAGUCCCCUCUUUUUGCUUGUUCUUAUUGAAAACGAGCAAACCAAGCUAAAGGUCUACAAACAAUUGGCCACUUUUAAAAUGGUGUAUCAAACAUCUCACAUGGAAGAAUAG